Molecule: messenger RNA, 5018 nt
Organism: Leptinotarsa decemlineata (Colorado potato beetle)
Lineage: Eukaryota; Metazoa; Arthropoda; Insecta; Coleoptera; Chrysomelidae
Gene: Pcf11
Product: Pcf11 cleavage and polyadenylation factor subunit
Biological process (GO): mRNA 3'-end processing; termination of RNA polymerase II transcription
Cellular component (GO): cytoplasm; mRNA cleavage factor complex
Molecular function (GO): mRNA binding; RNA polymerase II complex binding; ubiquitin binding
Source: RefSeq, a predicted model, not a curated record
CUGAAAUUGUUAAGGUGCGGAGCAACGCCAUAUUGUAUUAUGUUCAAUGAGUUAAGUGAUGUUAAAGGUAGUGAGUGUGAAUAUUUCCAUUUGGUAUCGAAGAAAGUGGUAGUUAUACCGGAGAAACAUUAUUUCCUUAAUAUGAGGACCUCCAAAAGAUAAAACCUUACAAGGUCUCCCCAAUGACUGUGAUAUUUAGUGUCUAGGAACAAGAAAAAUUCAAAAUGAGUACACCAGAGGAAAUCAAGGCGGAAUACGCAUCCAGCUUGGCUGACUUAACUUUCAACAGCAAGCCCCUCAUAAAUGUACUCACCAUGUUGGCUGAUGAGAAUUCUCCAAAUGCAAAAGUUAUUGUGGAAGCCAUCGAAACGCAUCUGUCAAAGGUCUCCACAGAUGUCAAACUUCCUAUCCUGUAUCUCAUCGAUUGUAUCGUCAAGAAUGUUGGAGGAACUUAUACUUCUUUAUUCAGUCAGAAUAUUGUGUCUACCUUUUGUGGAGUAUUUAAAGCAACCUUGACCCCUGACAUUUAUUGUGAUACUUACCAAAACAAUAAAUUCAAGGUGGACGAAAAGACGAGAGCGGAGAUGUUUAAAUUGCGACAGACGUGGAAUGAAGUAUUUCCUCAAAUGAAGCUCUAUGCAAUAGAUGUCCAAAUUAACCUCCUCGACCCUGCUUGGCCUGUUACUGCACAACCGCCUUCAAAUAGCAUUCACUUCAACCCAAAAUUUUUAAAAAAGACGACUUCUCCAAAACCAAAAUCAGAACCUGAACCACCAAAAAUUGUGGGAACAGUUCAGCCGAACAUUAACAAGGAAACUCUACUGAUGCAGGAACAAUUAAUACAGAAACAAAAGGAGCUUCUUGAACUGCAACAAAAAAAGCUAGAGCUCGAAGUAUUGCAGACCCAAGUAAAAUUACAGGAGCAAAUCAAACACAAUCCGGCCGUACCAGGAAAGAGUAUACUUCUCAAACCAGAAGUGGCGAAACAGCUCGUUCCUUCGCUAGGGAAAAAUAGACCGGUUGGAAUCGGUGUAGCAACUGCAACACAGCAGCAAAGAUUGCAGGUUACAAACAACAGUACUCGAAUAAAUCCUGUAAAUAGGGAUCUGAUCGAUGCAGCAUCUCGGCCUCUCAUCAGGGAUCCUAGACUUCUCAGACAACAGCAAAAGUCGUCGAAUAAUAACUCAGGUGUUCAGUUAGGGCAAAGGACUGCAUUUUUAGAGAAUAAUAAAAUUGUUACAAAUAAAGUGGGCGGUCGAAAAACUCGAACCGAUCCACGGUUGCUCAAUAAAGAUGAUGUCCCACCCCAAAAAACUGAUACCACUAAACCCGCUAACCUCCCAAAAUCCCACAAAUCGCACAAAACAUCACGAGCCGGAUCCAGAUCAACCGACUCUGAUUCUAGUUCUCUUAAGUCUAGUUCUAGUGGCAGUUUAGAUUCUCCCAGUAAACCUAAAAGUGACACAGUGAAAUCUGCUGCAAAGCACAGAAAAAAAGAGAGGAGUGAUGAGAAAAAACUGAGUCCGACCAAGGAGCCAAAACAUAAAAGUGAAAUUUCUAGUUUUAAGGGUGUUAAAUCUACUGUGAAAAAUCGUAACUCUGUUAGACGCCAUAUUGGAUCUCCAACGCCCGACGUUCCACAGGACGAGGAUCUGCGAUCUUUCGGGCCGCCUGAAAAGCAACCGCGCUUGCAGUGCGAGCCGCCAGAGGAAAAAAAUUCCAAUGUGGUUUCAACAUCGAAAGGUUUGGAUGUUGAUUUUCGUCAUUUACCACCUCCAGCUAUUAUCACUAAAAAAAGAACAUCUUCUGAAGCAUCUCCUGACCAGCACAGCGCCAAAAAAAGUAAAUCGGAAGUUUUUGACAAGUUAUUUGGAGACGAGGAUACGGAUCUAAGGCAGCUGCCCAUUACUGCAGAGCACCAACCAGUUACUAGCACGGAACAACAACAACCUGUUAUUACGGAACAACGUCCCCCUACUCCACCUCCACCUAUCAUAUCUUCAAGUGAGAGUCCUACAGAUAGCCCUAAAUCAGAAUCGCCCAAAAGUAAUUUGGAUGCCAUUAGAGCUAAACUGGCGAAUGCUACAAACAGAGACAAAAUACUUUCUAAAUCAUUCAAUAAAAAGCGACUUAGAGCUUUGGAAGAUCAAGAUCUGAGAGUUCCAAAAGUAUCCUCAACAACUGACUCACCUCGGAAAAUAAUAAUUUCUCCUGAAGAUGAGAAAAUCAUCAAGCUUGGCAACCUCACCAAAGAGCAGGAGAACCUCCUUCUCAACAAAAUAAUUAUGCAAAUGGAGAAAAAUAAAUUGAAAGAGGCCAAGAAAAAAGACAAAGAGGAAUCAUUCAACAUAUCUUUGCAACCAAUAAGUGAUGAGGAAUUUAUUAGUAGUGACGAAGAGAAAGGACGUGUAGAUAAGGGGCAGCAAGAAAAAUCUGAACCGGAUCUCAAACCAGAACCAAACAAAAUGAAGCCUAUUGCAGAGGAAAGCUUGAUACCUUUCAACGACAAAGAUGAAAGGUUGAACGUCGGACCGAUGCCACCACAAGGGGAUUUCAUGCCCGGUCCUUUCUUCCCAAGAGAUGGUAGAGAAAUGAGAAGAUUUCCUGGUCCUCCUAAUUGGAGAGGUGCUCGAGGCGGUCGACGUUUUUGGGAAAAUCCACCAAGGAUGCCUGUCAGGCCAUGGAAUCAACCAGCCCCAUGGAGAAAUUUGCCUCCUCAUCAACAGCAAAGGGACUAUCCUCCACAGCAGUUUCCACAGCCUACAGAUUUCCCUCCGGCACCAGAAGAGGAACUUCCAGUUUCUUCCGACAUUGAGCUGAAAGAUCAUUUACCCAGCGGAGUUGUCAACGAGGAUGAGAUCAAGACUAUUGUCAUUGAUGGCGUUCCGAAGGAUAUUCGAUUCUAUGGCGAGUUGGGUAUCACGUUCAUCAGCUGGGAUGAUCCCAGGGAGUUGACGUUCCAGGAUGAUGGUGUACGACAGAUCACAUUCAACGAUAAAGAGUGUUAUGUGUUUGCUUUGAACCAUCCGUACAAAGAGGUUCUAAUCAAUGGAAGUCUUCAUAAGGUAAAGAUUGGUGCUCCCAGCAGGGAGAUCUUCAUCGAUCAGGUGCCUUAUGAAUGCUUCUUUGGUAGUGUUAUUCGUAUUGACUUAAACGGAGUCAGUACAACCUUGAAGCUGGAAGGACCGCCACCUCCAGUGAAAAUUGGUGACACGAAAAGAACAGAUCUAGUUGCUGGCAAAAUUAAUGUAUGCAUAGACGCUAAGGUUGUUGUACCCGUGUUUCUAGAUGCUAAAGUUCAAAAGUUUGUUCUUGAGGGUGAAACGCACACUUUGAAAUUUGUAAAUGCGUUGGAAACAGUUUUAAUAAAUGAUGUACCUUUUAAUGUUGAAUAUGGUGGUCUCCCUAAACCUAUUGUAAUAAAUGGUAAAAAACAUUUUAUAAGAUUUUCAGUCUUGCCUAAAGGUAUAAAACCCGGUAGGGUGAAUAUCAGGGAUAUGGAGGGCAAGGGCAACAUAAGCCCUAAGUUCGACGAGAACAGUCAAGACAGCAAUCCUGAUAUCGAUGCCUACGAUCCAGCUCUGCCAAUCAUGGGAAAGAUAACAAUCUCAAAGGGGGCCGACUCGCCUGAUAGGAAUUCAAAUUCUCCUAACUUCUAUAGGAACCUCUUGCAGCAACAAAGUUUGAAUAAUUUAGAACGACUGUCCAAUGCUAUGACACCUACAUUGGCUCCCCUCCCUACAGCUGGAGCUUAUCAGGUUGAAAACCAAUCGAAUCUGGAUGUUCCAAAGAAUGAAACUACAACUUCCAAACCAACUCCAGUUAUAAAUAUCAAUGACUUGUUUCAGAAACUAGUAGCCUCUGGUUUUGUUACUUCUACAGACCAGAAAAAACCAACAGUUUCCCAGGAACUUAUGAAGGAAAAUCCACCUAGUUUAAACAAAGAAACUCCUGUUGAAAAACCAAUAGUGAAACCUAUUUCUGGUCCAACGGUCUCUAAACUCAAGAGAAAUACCUGUGAGAAUCUUAGGCCAAUUACAUUUGAAAAGCCGGAGUCACUCAGGAUUCGACAGAAUGUUCUCUAUUUAACUCUGUAUUCCGGAAUGCAGUGUAGCAGUUGUGGAAUGAGAUUUUCACCUGAGGCUAGUAUGCAGUAUAGUCAGCACUUGGACUGGCAUUUCCGGCAAAAUCGAAGAGGAAAGAGGAAUUACCGUGUUGCAAAUAGCCGAAGGUGGUACUAUUCCUUGUCUGAUUGGAAGAAUUACGAAGAACUAGAAGAUUUGGAAGAAAGAGAGAAAAAUUACUUUGAUCAGCAACAGCAGCAAGCUGAUAAUGUUGGAGAGGAGGCAGAAGAAGACACCGUCAUUCCCAGUGUUUCUGCCGAUCCUGAAUCAACAGAUGAAUGUUGCGAUGUUUGUCGAGAUAAAUUUGAUCAGUUUUUCAAUGAAGAAAAGGAAGAGUGGCACCUGAGAAACGCCAUCAGGAUAGAAGACAAAACAUACCAUCCUCUCUGUUACGAGGACUAUCAGCAAUCUCUUUUGGACCAAACGGGAGAUGAGAGUAAAAUCCAAUCACCCGAACCAGCUAAACAAGAGGAAACAACUAUUCCAGGCCUUGAAAUAAUAAUAGAUGUUGAUGAUGAGGAUGAAGACAAUAAUGAGGUAGACACGGAACCAACGGAGGUGGUAUCCUUGGAAAGUGAUGAAUCCAAACAAGUCGAGGACGAAAAUGAUAAGACUGAGCAACCCCUUGGAGAAGGAGGGGAUGAUGAUAAUGACGACGUCAUUCUUAAUGAGGUUGCCCCGAUAAAGAUUGUAGUUGAUGAUGAUGAUGAAGAAAUGGGCGAAGAUAGUAUCGAAUCUGAAACGAAGGGCAUCGUUAAAGUUAAAAGAGAAAGUUUGGAUGAUGGAUUUGUCGAGGUGUCAGGUCUUGUAAGUCUACAGAAUGGAAAACAAAUAAAGAUAAAAGCAGAGCCUGUAGAUUUAGGUGAGUUUAUAAUUUAAAAAGCUCUUAAUGGU